Pectinophora gossypiella (pink bollworm) is the source of this 1890-nucleotide messenger RNA. It is a transcript of the gene Efa6, whose product is annotated as PH and SEC7 domain-containing protein-like. The record is from RefSeq and is a predicted model, not a curated record. NCBI's taxonomy places the organism in Eukaryota, Metazoa, Arthropoda, Insecta, Lepidoptera, Gelechiidae. Bases 1 to 1890 code for a protein of 629 amino acids. Gene Ontology annotation, biological process: regulation of ARF protein signal transduction. Gene Ontology annotation, molecular function: protein binding; phospholipid binding; guanyl-nucleotide exchange factor activity. The transcript is spliced from 12 exons.
AUGGUUGGAGUGCGAUGCGCUUACUGCGCUAUAUUACAGCACGCGCGGCGCGGCGGGGGCGCGCCAGUUGCCCAAACUGUGAGUGCCCCGCCCCCGCCGCCCCCGCCGCACCCGCAGGGGCUGAUAAUAUCACCCAGAGUGUAUCCCCGUUUCAAACGAAACUUCAUUAAGAACUCAAAUGAGACGCGUGACAUGAGCCUCUCGGAAGCUGUGUCAAAUAUAUCUAGUCCAGACUACCAAGAUCAAGACGACAUGUUCGAAACGGGCAGGGAGUGCCCGCGGAUGGAGCUCUCUGACCCUUCGGACUCGGACUCCACAAUAUUAGUAUCAGAGCCCUGCCACAAACGAGCCAAAUCAAACUCCUCCUACUCCAACGAACACGGUAGUGACGUCACACUUAACGGAGACCACAACAAUGACUAUAGAAUAGUGAUACAAGUGAAAGGACCAGACAAACAGAACGCGAAUGUGCCCAGCGAAAGUGUAAAUAAUAAUAGUUACGGUAAUGGAAAGGAGAAUGGGCACAAUUCGCCGGAGAAUCAGGGGUAUACGGAGCUGUGCGGCGGAUCGGACGCGGGGUCUGACGAGGGCUCCGACGGAGACUCGCUACACUCGUUCCACUACAGCCCGAAGGCCGUGGACAUCCCAUCCGCCGAGCGGCUCGCCAAGCGGCUCUACCACCUCGACGGCUUCAAGAAGUCCGACGUCUCACGACAUUUGAGUAAAAACAAUGAAUUCUCCCGCGCCGUAGCAGAGGAAUACGUGAAGCACUUCGACUUCGCGGGUCAGACGUUAGACGCAGCGUUACGAGCUUUCCUGGGCAGAUUCGCUCUCAGCGGGGAGACCCAGGAGAGAGAGAGGGUGUUGGUGCACUUCUCCAGGCGAUACCUCGAGUGCAACCCCGGCUCCUUCAACUCACAGGACGCCGUCCACACCCUGACCUGCGCGAUAAUGCUGCUGAACACAGACCUGCACGCCGCGGGCGCAGCGGCCGGCACCGGCUUCCGGCGCAUGACGUGCGCAGAGUUCAUAGACAACCUCACCGACCUCAACGACGGCGACAACUUCCCCAAGGACACCCUCAAACAUCUCUACCACGCUAUACGCACGCAGCCGUUAGAGUGGGCCCUAGACACGGAGGCGCCGGCGGCGGCGGAGCCGGCGGCGGGCGGCGCGGUGGGCAGCAACCCGUUCCUGGACGUGCCGGACCAGGCGCGCGCCGUCGAGUACAAGAAGGGAUACGUCAUGCGCAAGUGCUGCGUCGAUCCCAACGGGAAGAAGACGCCAUUCGGCCGGCGAGGCUGGAAGAUGUUCUACUGCACGCUGCGGGACUUGGUGCUGUACCUCCACAAGGACGAGCACGGCUUCCGACGCAGUCAGAUGUCCGACAACAUACAUAAUGCUAUUAGGAUACACCACGCGGUCGCGGCUAAAGCGACGGACUACACGAAAAAGCAGCACGUGUUUAGAUUGCAGACGGCCGACCAGGCUGAAUACUUAUUCCAGACGAGCGACUCGAAGGAGCUGUGUUCGUGGGUGGAGACGAUCAACUUCGUGUGCGCCGCGUACUCGGCGCCGCCGCUGGCGGGCGCCGUGGGCAGCCAGCGCAAGUUCCAGCGACCGCUGCUGCCCUGCGCGCACACGCGCCUCUCCAUGCGAGAACAGUUAGCGGCCCAUGAGGAGCGGGCGGCGCUGUUGGAAGAAGAGUUAGCGGCGCUACGACUCGCCCGGGACAACUCCCCGCAAGGCAGGGAUAAGGAUCACUACCUCGUCUAUGAGAUCCGGCGCUACCGCACGUACGCGUACGUGAUGCGCGCGCGCGCGGCGGGCGCGGGCGCGGAGGAGGCGGCGCCGGCGCUGCCCGAGCGCGCCGCGCAGGCGCCGCCGUGA